Chionomys nivalis (European snow vole) is the source of this 3517-nucleotide messenger RNA. It is a transcript of the gene Dpy19l2, whose product is annotated as dpy-19 like 2. The transcript is spliced from 20 exons. Gene Ontology annotation, cellular component: nuclear inner membrane. The record is from RefSeq and is a predicted model, not a curated record. Gene Ontology annotation, molecular function: mannosyltransferase activity. Lineage: Eukaryota; Metazoa; Chordata; Mammalia; Rodentia; Cricetidae. Bases 31 to 2169 code for a protein of 712 amino acids. Gene Ontology annotation, biological process: spermatid development.
UCCAUCCACCUGACCACAGACUAUGAGAAGAUGGUAGGGCCGACGAGGAGUAAACUCAGGGAAUCGGACCCCGACGCAUUGCAAACCAGGAGGAGUCGGGGCUCAGGGGCGGUGGAGCCCCCGCUGGAGCGCGCCGCGUCGCCGGAGAGGCCCAAGAGGUGGCUGCCGCAACCUUUCUUCCUGGGCGGCAGGAACCUGCCUGGGGGCGCCCGCAACUACGCGCAGCGGAGGACCCGAAAUCUGAACGCGCAAAAUUACUUACACCUGGAAGAGGUCACCAAGCUCCUUCUUCACGGCCGCUUCCAGUUCCUCCACAGCCUCUUGGACCAGCUCCGCGACAGGGUGCAGGCCCUGCAGAAUCAUCGCUUCUCCCACAGGACCCUCUUUGGUGUAGCUGCCUUUGUGGGGAUUUUGCACUGGAUACACUUAAUAACACUUUUUGAAAAUGACCGUCAUUUUUCUCACCUCUCAUCUUUGGAACGGGAGAUGACCUUCCGCACGGAAAUGGGACUUUAUUAUUCCUACUUCAAGACCAUCAUCGAAGCGCCCUCAUUUCUGGAAGGACUGUGGAUGAUCAUGAAUGACAGGCUAACUGAAUAUCCCCUGGUAAUCAAUACAGUGAAACGCUUCCAUCUUUAUCCAGAGGUAAUCAUAGCCUACUGGUAUCGCACAAUCGUGGGAACAAUGGAUUUAUUUGGAUUGAAAACUAAGACCUGCUGGAAUGUCACCAGAAUAGAGCCUCUUAGUGAAGUUCAGAGCUGUGAAGGAUUGGGAGACCCAGCUUGCUUUUAUGUUGGUGUAAUUUUUAUUUUAAAUGGACUAAUGAUGGGAUUGUUCUUCAUCUAUGGUACCUAUCUGAGUGGGAGUCAGCUAGGAGGUCUGAUUACAGUGCUGUGCUACUUUUUCAAUCAUGGAGAGGCCACCCGUGUGAUGUGGACACCACCUCUCCGGGAAAGUUUUUCAUAUCCAUUCCUUGUACUUCAGAUGUAUGUUUUAACUACUAUACUCAGGACCUCCACUGUCCACAGAAAACACUACAUAGCGCUCUGUCUCUCCAACGUGGCCUUCAUGCUUCCCUGGCAGUUCGCUCAGUUCAUACUUUUUACGCAGGCAAUAUUGCAAAAGAAGAAUAAAAUCCAAAAAUUAGGAACCUCUGAACUCCAAUUGUGGCUAAUCCAAGGCUGUGCUUGGUGGAGUGGAACAAUUAUCUUGAAAUUCCUGACAUCUAAAAUUUGUGGUGUUUCAGACCAUAUUCGCUUGAGUGACCUUAUAGCAGCCAGAAUAUUAAGAUACACAGAUUUUGAUACCUUAAUAUACACCUGUGCUCCUGAAUUUGACUUCAUGGAACGAGCGACGCCACUGAGAUACACAAAGACAUUAUUGCUUCCACUUGUUAUAGUGAUUACGUACUUUAUCUUUAAAAAGAUUGCUCGUGAUAUCAUAUGUGUCUUAUGUACAAACACUUACCUAAGAAAACAGAUCCUUGAAAACGGUGAGCUGAUUUUUCACACCUUGCAGUUGCUGGCAUUCACAGUUCUUGCCAUUUUAAUCAUGCGGUUGAAGCUGUUUUUGACACCCCACAUGUGCAUCAUGGCUUCUUUGAUCUGCUCCCGACGGCUCUUUGGCUGGCUUUUUUGCAGAGUUCAUUUUGAGAAUGUUGUCUUCGGUAUUCUGACAAUGAUGUCAAUACAAGGUUGUGCAAACCUCCAUUACCAAUGGAGCAUCAUGGGAGAGUUUACUAACCUGCCUCAGGAAGAGCUCAUACAGUGGAUCAGAUACAACACUAGGCCAGAUGCUGUCUUUGCAGGCGCUAUGCCCACGAUGGCGAGCAUAAAACUAUCUACACUGCAUCCAAUUGUGAACCACCCACACUAUGAGGAUGCAGACUUGAGGGCUCGAACAAAAAUAGUUUAUUCUGCAUAUAGUCGAAAACCUGCAGUCGAAGUGAGAGAUAAACUGUUGGAAUUACAUGUGAAUUAUUAUGUUCUAGAAGAAGCAUGGUGUGUUGUGAGAACUAAACCUGGUUGCAGUAUGCUUGAAAUCUGGGAUGUGGAAGACCCUUCCAAUGCAGCUAAUCCCCCCCUCUGUAGUGCCCUGCUCAAGAAUGCCAAGCCUUACUUCACCACAGUAUUUCAGAAUAGUAUGUACAGAGUCCUGAAGAUUAACUGAGAACAAGGCUCUCCAUCACUCUGCGCAAAGAUGUCAAAACAGAACACUUCCAGCAACAAUAAAAAUCACAAGCUUUCCUAAGAGACACUUUCAAAGAAGAUACAAUUAUUUAAAGUUACUGGUUACUAAGGAUAAAUUACUUCACUGUUUACAUCAACUGUGAGCCUGCCAAGCUUACCUCAUAACUGAUUUAAGACAUCUCAUACCUCAUCAACAAAUGUUCAUUUUAGAGUUUUGAGGAAAUGUGUAUGCAAAAUAACAAUAUAAUUUAAGAAACCAAGCAUAAAUAAUUCCUUUUCAACCCAGCUAGAUACAUUGCUUCUUGUUUCCCUAGAGCUCAUGGAUCAGCCCAAACCCUCUGAGCCAUGAAGACUGCGCAGAAUCUGAGAAGCCUGGGAGCUGUGGUAGCCUCAACUCCCACGUGCUCUGAGCUUACUAGCUAGCCCUGGAGAGAGAAUUUUAAUAGCUUUUAAGAACCUUUAAAAAUCAUUUCCAGUCCAAGUGUUUCUAAGCACUUUGACUUGUAAUAGUUUGAAUGCUACAAAGAUUAUUAACUCAACCAGAUAAAUAUUUGCUACUGAUUAAUUUCUAGACCAAACCCAAUAAUUAUCAUUCUGUUGGUAAAAUCCUGUUGUUUUCUUUUAAUAGCAGGUAAAAUGAAAAUUAUUAUGGAACCAAAUCAAAUUUGGAACUAGGCGUCAGUAUAGAAAAUCCAGCUGGGUUUAUAAAAUGAGGUUUUCAGGGGCUAGACCGUAACAAAGCAAUGGCCUUCUCUUCUCGGUGGCCCCUGGCUCGCUGAGUAUGGUCUGUGUUUGAAGCCACCAUCUUUUGUAAUUCAUAUUUUUAAGUCCUCGUUUAUUUUUAGUUUAUGAUGAAGAUGGCAUUGUUUUACAAAUUUUAUCUCCCAAUAAAAGCUCUCUGUUAUAAAUUCUUUGAAAAUUGGCAAUUACCUUGCAAGUACAUUGGGUACACGCAAAGAGAAACCCUCUCUUUUAUGAUAAGUUUUAAACACACUGAAAGUUUGAAUCUGCAUGUGCUACAAAUUAAGCAUCUUGGAGUUUUUAUACUUAUAUUUUCCUUAUAUUUUUGGCCAGCCAUAAGAGAUGAGUCAGUUUCACUGAUUAAUUUAUUUGCCAAUAGGUAAGAAAAUAUAUAUAAAGUUACUAUAAAAGUUGGAACAUAUUUUAAUGCUGGAAACAAAAUAGUCAAGAAAGAGUGCUAUAUUGUGUUGAUUUUAACAUUUUCAAGUAAUUUCUUUUGCUGUGUGGAACAAAGAAGGGAAAAGAUUUAUUAAAGUAACAUUUUAGGACAAUGUCAUCAGAAUUCAGCAAAAACAAUACAAGCUAUA